Mustela lutreola (European mink) is the source of this 7963-nucleotide messenger RNA. RefSeq names its product pleckstrin homology domain containing A6 (gene PLEKHA6). Lineage: Eukaryota; Metazoa; Chordata; Mammalia; Carnivora; Mustelidae. The record is from RefSeq and is a predicted model, not a curated record. The transcript has 29 exons. Bases 146 to 4063 code for a protein of 1305 amino acids. Gene Ontology annotation, molecular function: protein binding.
CUGCCUCCUCCACCCCCCCCCCACCCCGCCCCGCCUGCGGGAGGGCGGACAGUGGGGGUCGCUGGGCAGGAAGCCCCCCCGCCCCCACUCCGCGCGCGCGCCCCGGGGGGGGGGCCCGGAGCGAGAGGGGCUUUUGGACGCCGAGAUGGCCGAUGAGAUUGACUGGCUGGACUUGCCCGGCCGGUGGACCUACGGAGUGGACCGCGGUGGGAGAGUCUUCUUCAUCAAUGACGAGGAAAAGUCAACCAGCUGGGUGCACCCUGGCACGGAAUACCCCAUCCAGAGUGGACACUCCUCCAGCCCAGGAUUGCCCAAGGGCUGGGAGAUGGAUUCUACCCAGGAAGGAGCUGUGUAUUUCAUUAACCACAAUGAAAGACGGAACACAUUUCUACACCCAGUGACUGGCCAGGUCCCAGAAGAAAACAAAAAAUUUAACUUGAAAACAUCGGCCUUGGACAUGUCCAAUAAAGCAGGUGGAAAACGCCCGGCUAUCACCAACAGUGACGUAUCCAAGCACAACAUGGUGUCCGAGGUCCCCCCCGAGCGGCCCAGCGUCCGGGCCACCCGAACGUCCCGCAAGGCCAUCGCCUUUGGGAAGCGCUCACACUCCAUGAAGCGUAAUCUCUCUGCUCCCGUCACCAAGGCAGGCUGGCUCUUCAAACAGGCCAGCUCCGGGGUUAAGCAGUGGAACAAGCGCUGGUUUGUCCUGGUGGAUCGCUGCCUCUUCUACUAUAAAGAUGAGAAGGAGGAGAGCAUCCUGGGUAGCAUCCCCCUCCUGAGCUUCCGGGUGGCCGCCGUGCAGCCGUCGGACAACAUCAGCCGAAAACACACAUUUAAGGUGACUACGUGCUGGGUGGAUGAGGCCGGGGCUGGUCCCACGCACUGCCUCUCCCCACAGGCUGAGCACGCCGGGGUCCGCACCUACUUCUUCAGCGCUGAGAGCUCCGAGGAGCAGGAGGCCUGGAUCCAGGCCAUGGGGGAGGCUGCCCGGGUGCAGAUCCCCCCAGCCCAGAAGUCGGUGCCCCAAGCUGUGCGUCACAGCCACGAGAAGCCAGACUCCGAGAACAUCCCACCUAGCAAACACCACCACCAGCCAUCCCACAACAGCCUCCCCAAGCCGGAGCCCGAGGCCAAGACUCGAGGGGAGGGUGAUGGCCGGGGCUGUGAGAAAGCCGAGAGGAAGCCCGAGAGGCCCGAAGUCAAGAGCGAGCCUCUGGUGAAAGCCAAUGGCAUCCAAGCCGGACCAGAACCAGCCUCAGAGCCUGGCAGCCCUUACCCCGAGGGCCCGAGGGUCCCAGGGGGAGGAGACCGGUCUGCCCAGCCCAACGGCUGGCAGUAUAGCUCCCCGAGCCGGCCCGGGAGCACAGCUUUCCCGCCGCAGGACUCAGAGAGCGGGGGACACCAGCGGAGCUUCCCCCCACGGACCGACCCCGACAAAAUCGCCCAGCGCAAGAGCUCCAUGAACCAGCUUCAGCAGUGGGUGAACCUGCGCCGAGGGGUGCCCCCGCCUGACGACCUUAGGAGUCCCUCUAGGUUCUACCCCGUGUCCCGCAGGGUCCCUGAGUAUUACAGCCCCUACUCCACCCAGUACCCCGAAGAUUACCAGUACUACCCACCAGGGGUGCGGCCGGACAGCAUCUGUUCCAUGCCGGCCUAUGAUCGGAUCAGCCCACCCUGGGCUCUGGAGGACAAGCGCCACUCCUUCCGCAACGGAGGUGGCCCUGCCUUCCAGCUGCGGGAGUGGAAGGAGCCCCCAGGCUACGGGCGGCAGGAUGGCACCGUCUGGCUCCCCGGCCCCUCCCCCUCCCGGCAGCCCAUCUAUUACGACGAGCUGGACGCCGCCUCCAGCUCCCUGCGCCGCCUGUCCUUGCAGCCCCGCUCCCACUCUGUGCCCCGCUCGCCCAGCCAGGGCUCCUACAGCCGUGCCCGCAUUUACUCCCCCGUCCGCUCACCCAGUGCCCGCUUUGAGCGUCUGCCACCUCGCAGCGAGGACAUCUAUGCCGACCCUGCUGCCUACGUGAUGAGGCGAUCCAUCAGCUCGCCCAAGUAUGAUUACCUGGGAGACAGGCGGCCAGUCCCUGCAGGACUGUUCCCCUACAACUACCCACCAUCCCCCACGGUCCACGAUAAGAUGGAUGAACUUUUAGACCUUCAGUUGCAAAGAAACCUAGAGUAUUUGGAUCAGCAGAUGAGUGAGAGCGAGACUCUCAUCAGUAUGGUGAAUCGCAUGGUGGAGAACUCCUCCCCCAGGGCCCAGAUCUUCAUGCAAGUCCCUCCGUACCCAGAAGUGUUCCGGGACGGUCUCCACACCUACAAGUUAAACGAGCAAGACACAGAUAAGCUGCUGGGCAAAUUGUGCGAGCAGAACAAGGUGGUGAGGGAGCAGGACCGACUGGUGCAGCAGCUCCGAGCUGAGAAGGAGAGCCUGGAAAGUGCCUUGAUGGGGACCCACCAGGAGCUGGAGAUGUUUGGGAACCAGCCUGCCUACCCCGAGAAGCUGCUGCACAAGAAAGAGUCCCUACAGAACCAGCUCAUCAACAUCCGGGUGGAGCUGUCCCAGGCCACCACGGCCCUGACGAACAGCACCGUAGAGUAUGAGAGCCUUGAGUCAGAGGUGUCCGCCCUGCACGAUGACCUCUGGGAACAGCUCAAUUUGGACGUGCAGAAUGAGGUGGUCAACCGGCAAAUCCAGAAGGAGAUCUGGAGGAUCCAGGAUGUGAUGGAGGGGCUGAGGAAGAAUAACCCAUCCCGGGGCACCGACACGGCCAAGCACAGAGGAGGCCUCGGCCCCACGGCCACCUACAGCUCCAACAGCCCCGCCAGCCCUCUCAGCUCCGCCAGUCUCACCAGCCCCCUAAGCCCCUUUUCACUGGUGUCCGGCUCCCAGGGGUCCCCCACCAAGCCCGGGUCCAGCGAGGAGCCCGGCCCACCGCGGCCCCCCCUCCCCAAAGCCUACGUCCCCCUGGAGUCUCCUCCAAACGUGCCACCACUCCCUAGCGAGAGCCGCUUCUGGCCAUACCCCAGCUCCCCUGCCUGGCACCGCAGUGGCGAGCCAGCCAGGGGUCAGCUCAAGGCAAGCCAUGAGCAGAACAAGAAAGACCCCCACCAGACCUCACCCCUGGACACCGCUAGAGACAUCAACCUUGUGCCCACCAGGCAAGAGGUGGAGGCAGAGAAGCAGGCAGCUCUCAACAAAGUUGGCAUUGUGCCUCCUCGGACAAAGUCGCCCGCCGAUGAAGAGCUAACGCCGUUAAGGGUGGUGAGAAGGAGUGCCGACGGGCUCACCAAUGGACUGUCCUCCCGGCAGGAGCGCCCCAAGAGUGCCGUGUUCCCCACUGAGGGCAAGGUCAAGAUGAGUGUGGAGGAGCAGAUUGACCGCAUGCGGAGGCAUCAGAGCGGCUCUAUGAGGGAGAAGCGGAGGAGCCUGCAGCUCCCGGCCAGCCCGGCCAGCCCAGCCAGCCCGGCCCCCAACCCCGCUGCCCGGCCCGCUUACAAAGUGGUGCGCCGUCACCGUAGCAUCCACGAGGUGGACAUCUCCAACCUGGAGGCAGCCCUGCGGGCGGAAGAGCCUGGUGGGCAGGCCUACGAGACGCCGAGGGAGGAAAUUGCCCGGCUUCGCAAAAUGGAGCUGGAGCCCCAGCACUACGAUGUGGACAUUAAUAAGGAGCUCUCCACACCAGACAAAGUCCUCAUCCCUGAACGGUACAUUGACCUGGAGCCUGAUACUCCCCUGAGCCCCGAGGAGUUGAAGGAGAAGCAGAAGAAGGUGGAGAGGAUCAAGACGCUCAUUGCCAAGUCCAGUAUGCAGAACGUGGUGCCCAUCGGCGAGGGGGACCUUGUGGACGUGCCCCAGGACUCAGAGAGCCAGCUGCAGGAGCAGGAGAAGCGGAUUGAAAUCUCCUGUGCCCUGGCGACCGAGGCCUCCCGCAGGGGCCGCAUGCUGUCUGUGCAAUGUGCCACCCCAAGCCCUCCCACCUCCCCUGCUUCCCCGACUCCACCAGCCAACCCCCUAUCGUCUGAAUCCCCACGGGGCGCCGACAGCAGCCAUACCAUGCGGGUCUGAGCUCUGACUGCAAGCUCUGGCCGAGGCCAACGCCAUGAAGCCCCACAGAGCCACGUUCUGAAGGCCUCCUCUGCCCCCGGAGGUCCCGGUUCCCCCACCCUGGCCCCCUGCCCCUGCGCUCCCGUGGGGGUGCUGCAGGGAGCCAGGCUGGGGCCCGGGGUUGCUGCCAAGAUGUGACCUCAGUGUCCACACGCCCACUACGCCCAGCCACACGCCCACCACCACCACAUGGUGGCCUUAGGCCGGGGCCCGAGAUGCUGGGCAGACAGCACCUCCUGGCUGGCACCCGAGUCCUGAGGGGCUAGGCCUGGCCCUGGCUGGUGGGGUGACAGCUUUACUGGAACAUUUCCUGAGGAAGAGGAUGCCCUGGUGGGGAAGACGCUCUGGGCUCUCUAGGGGAGCACUAGGGUGAGGAGAAGAUGGAUGCUUUUGCCUCUUCCGGCCCCUCCUGACGCCGAGGACGGUACCUGCCAUCUGGUCCUUCCCCGCCGCCCCACCCUGCUGCCCCAACUGCACCCGGGACUCGGACACGUCUCUGCUGAUGGGUGCUCCCUGGGGGUCCAGUGGAGACUGACCACGCUGCUCGAGCCAAAGACAAGAUGACAAGAGCUGGGGAGAGGCUUCUUGGCUCCCAGAGGGCACAGUGCUGGCUAUGGGUAGAGAGCGGCACGCAGGUCUGUGCAGUGUCUGCGGACAGGUUGAGAAGGGGAAGGAGAGAGAGAGGGAGAGAUGGAGGCAAGUGGGAGGACAGGGAAGCGGCAGGACUCAUUUGCAAAUAAGAGGGUGAGGCGGAGGUGGAAAGGGGUGUGGGAUGGAUGGGUUUCCCCAGGAUGGAGCCUUAGCUUAGUGCCAAGUACAGAGCCAGCCUGUCAGCCCUGCUCCUGCCCCUUGUCCCCCAGAUCCAUGGGCCUGUGCAUCACUGGCCCCUGGAGGACUGACCGGCGAGCACGUGGUGACCUUCAGCUGCAGCCGUGGGGACGAAGGCGGAGGGAUGUGGUAUGGGUGUGCGGGUAGGAAGAUGGCCCUUUCUGGAUCUAGGCCCAGUGUCUGCCUCCCCUUCCGUAGCUCAGGGGCAGAGAGAAGGACCUCUGUCACGUAAGGUGUCAUCAGCCUUGGGGUCUUUCCUAACCAUGUUCAGGACGUUUGCUUGCACCCCUUCCCCGGGAAUGCGCUGGGGGUCAGCUGGGAGAGUGCCCCGGAAAGGAAAUGCAGCCUUAAUCUGGGGGGCUAGGUUCUAGGGCCCCACGCCGCGUCCCAGGCAUCCCCAAGGAGGACCAGGUGAGGCUCUGCGGAAGGGCUGCCUUCUGGUCUGGCUGUCUCACCGUCCGCCUACCCGGGGAGGCCAGCGGAGGAGACGCAGAAGCAAAGCUCACGUUUUCUUCCUGGCCCCUCAUCUGGGGAGGAUGGUAGCCAGGGAGGAGGGAAGGGAGAGAGUGAUUCUGGAAAAACCUGGGCCCCUGGGCAUUCUCUUUGCCAGAGUUGCUGCCCGGAGACUUCAGCCUCCAGUGGCCCCCAAGAACAAUGACUUUACCUGCCACCAUGUCUUCUCCACUCCUUCACAGCGAGGGGCCAGUGACUGGUUCAUUUGCAAGUAAAGAUGGCAACUCAUUCAACAAAUAUUUAUCAAGCACCUUUAUGUACUAAGCACUGUUCUAGGUGCUUAGGAUACUGUCGUGCUUCUGAGGGAUUGCAGGCUGGGGAAUUCCAUUUCCCUUUUAGCAGAUUUUUUGAACAUGAACCUUGGCUAUGUUUCCCAUUUAGAACCGCUCAAGCACCCCACACCUGUUUUUUCCUCCCGCACAGACCAGCAGGUGGGAUUGGCGCACUCUCUCUUUCCAACACCUUUCUCCAUCCACAAGAAAUAGCCUUUCGGGGCCUCCAUGCCUUUCCCUUUCUUUGUCCUUUUUUUUUUUUUUUUAAGUGAUAUUUUUAGAAAUACAUGUGAAAUACCAAGGAUCAAGGUCUGCACCUUUGCCACCUUUCUCUCACCUCUUAUUUCAUAAAGCUGGGUCUUUAUGUUGCUUUACAUGCCUUAAUAUAUGUUUUAUGAAGAUUAUACAUAUUAUAGAUCUAUACAUAAUAUAUAUAUUUGUUUGGGCGUCUGAUCCUUUCCCAGAACUCCUGCCCGGGCCCAUUUUCCCUCCUUGACAUCCCAUACCACUCCCAAGCCUGUGUCAGCCACACCCCAUGCCUUUUGAUCCAAAGAAGGGGAGAGGACGGGCUUAUUUUAAGACAGAUCUAUUUUAUGCUUUUGUUAUAAAAGCAAAUCUAUUUUCAAAAUGUGCAAUGUCUGAAUGGAAUCAGCAAAUGAUACGAGGAGAUUGGGCAGCUGCCUCUAGGUCCAACCCCCCCCCCCCCCGAGCUUCCUUCUCCCAUCCCCUAGUCUGCAAAGGGCUGGUCCCCAGAGCUCACCCAGAGAGCAUCUUAAGAGGACAGGAUACUCUCUUGGACGUCCUGGUCUAAGGAUUUGAUUACACUGUCAACCCUCGACGACCCUCUAGGGUUACGGGAUAUGAAUCCUCUCAAAGGAAAUGUUUACAGCUGUGUGCACAAAAGUACACCCUUGCGGGCACCCACCCCCACCCCAGUGUGCUCCAGGACCACCUCCCGUCACCAGUCUGCUGGAAAGGGCAGACAGAAUGGCAGCCUAUCCCAAACGCCACCAAGAAUUUAACUCCUCGACGGAGCCAGGAUACAGUGCGCGCGAAUGCCAAAGGAGACGGCUCGGGCUCACAGGUCCUUCAGCACAGACACAUGCAAGUUCCUUGGACUUCUCACACUCCUUGAUCCUUUUCUGGUCUGGGUCACAUCUGCGACAUCUGUCUCCCUCUGUGACCUUUCCUCUGGGGGGCUGUUGCUAACUAAGGGGGACGGUAGCUCCGUCUGGCAUCCAGACUGCAGAGUCAGCUUCUGGGCUGAAGCCAGUCCCACGGACAAGGGGGCAUCUCAGCCUUGCCCAAGAACCCCCCAGGACCGUCCUCUGGUGGACUGCCACCGGGGUGCUGAACUCUGCCAGCUCAGCCUUCCGAACUGCUUAGUGGCUGACAAAAUAGGCAGGGGGCUCUUGCCUUGCAAGGAUUUGGGCAGAAUGGAAGUCUUUUGUCUAGAUCUGGAAUCAAGGGUUUGGGACCGUCACAGAGCUCCCAGCCAGCAUCUGAAGCUUGACCUCCCAAGCCUGGCACCCUCGUGCCACCCUAGAGCAUGUUGUUAUGAAAGAACGGGGCCCAGAUGGAGGCCCGGUGCGAAGGGAACCACGGGGGGGAUGGCCCUGGUUGCUACUCUGGGGCCUUGCCAAUUAGCACAUUACCUCCCUGAUCAAUAACCAAGAGGCUGUAAUCAAAUACUGCUACUGUCACUUUAAAGCUUUUCUGAGGUCGCAAACUGUGCACACUUGCUCUCCUGCCUUGGUGAGAGGCAUGUUCUUGGGGCAGGCUGACUAUAGCAAGACGGAAUCGAUUCCCUUCCCCUUUAGGCACCCCUUACCUGGCAGCUCUUAAAACUAAGGAAAAUACGAAAUAUACAUAUAUAUACAUAUAUCUAUUUAUGCACAUACAGGGGCCAAUUUGAUCUGCUAGUAUUAGACAAUAAACCAUACAAGGAAAUGUAUGAUCUCAGUGUCUUUAUUUAGUAUAAAAGUGACCUUAGAAGAAAAGUUAAGGUUAGCCAAACAGAGGACAUCUCUGUUGGGGACCAAACAUCUGUAGUGGCCCCAUAGCAUCUUUCUAGCCAACGAGCCCCUCCCCGGGGAGGAGCAUCCUGACUGACAGGUGAGCGCCUGUGUCCCCGCUCCCCAGCAUUCUUUUUAGAUAUAGGUACUAAAGAAUCCCGGUGAGCUCUGCAUUUGUAUCUUGCAAGUUUGUAUAAACCCAAUACAGGAAAUAAAAUGAAUGGUUUGUACAA